Molecule: messenger RNA, 732 nt
Organism: Elephantulus edwardii (Cape elephant shrew)
Lineage: Eukaryota; Metazoa; Chordata; Mammalia; Macroscelidea; Macroscelididae
Product: cysteine-rich secretory protein 2-like
Exons: 7
Coding region: 1-732 (243 amino acids)
Cellular component (GO): extracellular region
Source: RefSeq, a predicted model, not a curated record
AUGACUUUACUCUCAAGUGUGCUGUUCCUGGUGGCUGUGCUGCUUCCAUCCUUCCCUGCAAAUGGAAUGGUUCCAAAUUUUGCUAGUUUGUCAACUAUGUUAAAUGAAAUACAAGAAGAGAUUGUGAAUAAACACAACAGUCUAAGGAAAAAUGUUUCUCCCACAGCCCAAAACAUGCUGAAGAUGACAUGGGACAAAAAUGCAACAGUAAAUGCUCAAAAAUGGGCAGAUAUGUGCCAAUAUGAACACAGUCGUCAAGAACUACGAACAACCGAUACAACAUGUGGUGAGAAUCUCUAUAUGUCCAGUGAUCCUAAUUCAUGGUCAGACGCCAUCCAAAGUUGGUACGAUGAAGUCAAUGAUUUUACAUAUGGUAUAGGAGCAAAGAGUCUUGGUGCAGUUAUUGGACAUUAUACUCAGGUUGUUUGGGACACAUCUUACCGUGUUGGUUGUGGCCUUGCUCAUUGUCCCAAUGAAGAUUUACCCUAUUUCUAUGUCUGUCAAUACUGUCCUGCCGGUAAUUAUGAAAAUAGAGUGAGUACCCCCUACAAAAAAGGACCGACUUGUGCCAGUUGCCCUAACGACUGUGAAGAUGGACUAUGCACCAAUAGCUGCAGCUAUUACGAUAAUUACAGUAACUGUGCAGAGCUGAAGGAACAGGUUACCUGUGAAUACGAAUUGGUCAAGAACUAUUGUAAAGCCACCUGCCUUUGUGAAGGGAAAAUUUAUUAA